Sphaerodactylus townsendi is the source of this 3734-nucleotide messenger RNA. It is a transcript of the gene UBAP2L, whose product is annotated as ubiquitin associated protein 2 like. Gene Ontology annotation, cellular component: nucleus; cytoplasm. Gene Ontology annotation, molecular function: protein binding. The record is from RefSeq and is a predicted model, not a curated record. NCBI's taxonomy places the organism in Eukaryota, Metazoa, Chordata, Lepidosauria, Squamata, Sphaerodactylidae.
AGCGUCACGUGUCCGGGAGGGGGCGGUCGCGGCCGCGCUGGGUUAGUUGUCAGUGUGUGUGGCGGCGGCGGCGGCGGUGGAGACUCAGCGUUCUACCUUGUAAAUACUGUUAUUUGUAUAUACUGUAAAUGAUGACAUCGGUGGGCACUAACCGAGCCCGGGGGAGCUGGGAACAGACACAGACGCAGAACCAGGCACAGCACAAGCAGCGGCCACAGGCCACUGCGGAGCAAAUUCGGCUUGCACAGAUGAUAUCGGACCACAACGACGCUGACUUCGAGGAGAAAGUGAAACAACUGAUUGACAUCACAGGCAAGAACCAGGAUGAGUGCGUCAUCGCCCUGCACGACUGUAACGGGGACGUGAACAGAGCCAUCAAUGUGCUGUUGGAGGGGAAUCCGGACACGCAUUCCUGGGAAAUGGUUGGCAAAAAGAAGGGUGUUUCGGGACAGAAGGACAGCGGGCAAACGGAACCCAGCGAAGAAGGCAAAGAGAACCGAGAGAGGGAGAGGGACUUCAGCCGGCGACGCGGCGGGUUGCCAAGAAGGGGCCGGGGAGCAAGCCGCGGAAGAGAGUUUCGGGGGCAGGAGAACGGACUGGAUGGUGGCAAGGCCGGUGGAUCUUCUGGACGAGGCACGGAGAGAGGCCGACGGGGGCGCGGGAGAGGCAGAGGUGGCUCCGGAAGGCGGGGAGGAAGGUUCUCCGCCCAAGGCAUGGGAACUUUCAACCCAGCGGACUACGCAGAGCCGGCAAGCACGGAAGAAGGUUAUGGGAAUAGUAAUAACAACACAUGGAAUAACACUGGUAGCUUUGAGCCGGACGAUGGGACGAGUAAGUGGCCCGGGCUUAGGGGUGGGGGUGGAUCUUCAUUCAGAGAAGGUGCUGAUGACGUCCCAAGUUUGCUGAGUCAAUGGGAUCUCCAUCUGAAGAACCCGUCGGAUUCUGCGGUGCACAGCCCGUUCGCCAAGCGCCAGGCCUUCCCACCCACCUCGGCCAUGAUGGACGUGUUCCUGCAGGACAAGCCGCCUGUGGUGACGGCCUCCGUCACGGCCCCGGCGCCCCCCUCGUCCCCCCUGGCUAGCAAAACCAACCCCGUUCCGCAGAUGUCCCCGGGCUCCUCGGACAACCAGUCGUCCAGCCCCCAGCCAGCCCAGCAGAAGUUGAAGCAGCAGAAAAAGAAGGCGUCCUUGACAUCAAAGAUUCCUGCUUUGGCGGUGGAAAUGCCCGGCUCCGCGGAUAUCUCGGGACUUAACUUGCAGUUCGGGGCGUUGCAGUUCGGUUCAGAGCCUGUCCUUUCGGAGUACGAACCCGCUCCGGCCACGAGUGCCUCCGUGAGCCAGCCUCCGAGCAGCCUGUACACAAGUACGGCAAGCGAGUCUCUGUCCACGAUUUCGUCCAACAAGGCCCAGGAGUCUGGUUACCAGAGCAGCACCAUGCCUACAGCGACAUAUACCUCCCAGAACAGCGCUCAGGGACCACUGUACGAGCAAAGAUCCACGCAGACACGGCGAUACCCGAACUCUCUCUCCUCCUCACCCCAGAAAGACUUGACCCAGGCCAAGAAUGGCUUCAGCUCUGUGCCACCCACCCAGUUGCAAACAACGCAGACAGCUGAAGGUUCCACGGGCCCAGCGGUGAAAUCGGACUCCCCCUCCGCCCCUAGCAUCACGGCCCCUCUCAACGACACCGUCUCCGCGGCCUCCCUGCUCACCACGGCCACCCAGCACUCCUCAGUGCUCAGCAGCCUGAACCAUGCCGAGGAGCUCCCCAGCACGGCCACCACGCAGCACAGCAGCACGUUACCCACCCAGCAGAACAGCCUUUCCUCCUCAACUUCCUCUGGCCGCACGUCGACUUCCACUCUCCUGCACACCAGUGUGGAGAGCGAAGCCGGCCUCCAUUCUUCCGCAAGCACUUUCUCCACCUCCUCCAGCACGGUUUCGGCUGCGCCCCCAGUGGUCAGUGCCCCCUCCAGUCUGAGCAGCGUCAGCAGCCUGGGGCUCAGCAGCAACUCCACAGUGACCGCCACCACCCGCAGCUCGGUGGCCACGACAUCAGGCAAAGCUCCCCCCAACUUGCCUCCUGGAGUGCCGCCGUUGCUGCCGAACCCAUACAUCAUGGCUCCGGGGCUGCUGCCCGCCUAUCCGACUAAACAUCUUCAGCUCCCUGUCCUCAUAGGGCAUGGAUUCCAGACCUUCUACUAUUUUGGUUCCCCUUCUCUGGACACGUUCCAGCUUGUCCAAUAUCCCAGCUACUCAAAUUCGCGCACCCACGUUCUGACUAUGACAUGGGUAUUUCACAGACAGGCGAGAUUCCCGUUGGAUUACUACAGCAUCCCGUUUCCGACGCCGACCACCCCGUUGUCUGGAAGGGAUGCCAGCCUGAGCAGCAACCCUUACUCUGGUGACCUCCCGAACAGUUUGUGGCCAGCCUCCCUCCCAGCGCCGGCGACCACCCUGGGCGCAACCCAACAGAACAGGCAUGAGGCUUCCCACACCACCCAACAGGGCCUUCCUGAACCGGCCCUGCCCGGCUACAGCUUCACCAGCCUGCCGUGUCCCCGGGCAGGUCACGGGGCACCUUGUACCUUCGGUAUGGGGCCUGCCCGUGUUCCCAUGAGUGGGGAGGCCACGCUGGUUCGCCUACCUCUUCUAAGCAGCUGGCGUGCGUCCAUCGGCGAUAGGCAGCCUCGACCCCCGUUUCAGCAGCCCAGUGGCUAUGGCUCCCACGGAUACAGCACUGGUGUGUCAGUAACAUCCAGUAACACGGGCGUGCCAGAUAUCUCUGGCUCAGUCUACUCCAAAACACAGCAGUCCUUUGAAAAGCAGGGAGUUUCCACACCCGGAACUUACCGGCCUCGUUCCAACUUGCGUGCGUGUGAACUGGCAUGGCGGCCCCAUCAACCAAACCCGGCUGCACGCCCUACCGCUACGCCGAGCAGAUUCAUGCACAUCCCUGGCCUUAGCAUCAGCAGCAGCACUUUCUCCAGAUCUUUGCAUCACCACCUGCAGCAGGGGCCGGGCGGAGUGGCGUUUUUGCAGUCGAUUCUGUACUUCCAACGCCAGCAAGAAGACCAGAGCACCACUGGCCAGCGCAGCCAGGGAAGUUCCAUCCCGCAGAAAUCGCAGGCAAACAAGUCCGCCUACAAUAGCUACAACUGGGGCGCCAACUGAAGGGGCUCGGGGCGGCUCCACACUUCAACCAAGAGACGGACAGACGGACAGAAGCAGACGAUCGAUCUACAGCAACCUAACCAAGAAAGAAGGACCCCCCCGGGGGAGGAGCUCCCUUAACCUCGGCUUGGCCCUCGCAGCCCCGGCGAGCUCAGCCCCCGUGGCUGGGCUCGGUGUCCCCCCCACCCAGCCGCCCUCUCUUUCCCCUCCCCCUCCUCAAUUGUAUGUAAUAUAGAAUUUGUAUCUUUUUUUCUUUUAUUUUCUCUCUCUCUGCAUUCAUUCAGAUUACGAGCUGUUCAGCCGUAGGGGCCUUUUUUUUUGUUUUGUUUUUCUACUCCUUUACUCCUGUCCCCACUCGCCCCCCAAAAGUACCGCCCGGCGGAUCCAAAGGAGUCAACACCUGGAGUCCCCUCCCCCUACAAUGCCCCCCUUUAUUAUUAGGAAUAAGAGCAGUAAUUGAUAUGAACCGCAUUGUAAGAUUAAUUAGUUGAAGUGUUUUUUUUGUACUGUGUUCUAAAUUUAAUGGAUAAAUGUGUCUUGUAUAUAAAAACGAAAACCCCA